AGAAAUGUUCACAUUCAUUCAUUUACAUUACAUUAACAGAGAGAAAUUAAUGAAAUGUGAAUUUAAGAUAUAAAUAAAAAAAGAGUAAAAAUUCAGAAAGCAAAAAUAAAGAAAUAAUUGCAAAAUAUAAUUGAUUGGUGUCCUCAUCUCUGUAUUUGGCUGCAAUGGCAUUUCAAUGAAGAAGAAAAGAAAAAUUGUUCUGUGCCUGUGUUGUGUGUAUCAAAAAAAAGUUAAGUAAAGCAGAAAUUUUUAAUAGAAAAUAUAACGAAAUUAUGCCCCCAUCUUUCCAUGGGGCUUAGUAUUUGUGUUUGAGUUUAUUGUUUUUAUUGUGUGACAAGAAGAUUGUGGUUAAUAACUCUUCUAAACAACAAAAAACGAGAGUUUUUCUUUCUUUUAAUGUCUAUGACGAAAAUAAAUUACCAACAACAACAAGCAUAAUAGUAUCAACAAAGUAAAGUGAUCGAUUAGUGCUCCGACCCCCUUUCACACCAAAAUAAUAAACAAUACAAUGGUCUUCUUCUGUUUAAAAGAAAGGAAAUAAGGAAAAAAUUUCUCAAGUGGUGGAUUGAUUACCAAAUAAAAAAAAAUUGCGUGCGACGACUGCCUGGCCUCCCACAAGCAGGGAAAUAAAAAAGAGGCAGGCAACAACAAAAAUUCCAAAUUAAAUAAAACCAGAAAAUAAAAAAAUUGAGAUUAGAUAUUCGGAAAGAAAAAAAUCAUAAAUACUUAUUGUGGAAAAAAUUAUCUUUGUAUUGUGACCAAAGUUAAAAAAGAAAAUAAAGAAAUCCAUUGUUCCGCUGAGGUUCCUCAUUUCAACUACAACAAUACCAACAAUAUAUUUUUUUGUGAUUCCCAUCAUCUUGCUCCGGGUUCUAUAUCGUCAUCUUUAUUAACUUUCUGUCAUUUGGCGGGCGGCGGAAAUAGAAAACAAUCAAAACAAAAACAAAUCAAAUCUAUUACACCAGCUGCACAGUGGCAUCGUGUGCUUAAGCCGAGGAAUUUCAUUGGAUUAUCGUAACGACGAACAGCUGUUUUGUUGUUUGUGUUUUUCCCAUCGUGUGAGUUUAUGCGGCUGCUUUUCGUCUAACAGAUGACAGUUUAUGGGCCAACAUUGUUACCACAAUCGUCGUCACCGCCACCAAAACUUCUGCAUACUAUAUGACAACGACGACAUCAGUGCACGAUCAUAAGAACAACUGACCAAUUAAUACCCUCAAUCAAAAUCCCAACAACAAAGACACAAAACAACAACUUCAUAAGCAACAGCAAGAAAAAUUAUUAUUAUUAAUCAUCGCGAGACAUGAAGAAUGAUGAUGAUGCAAAUGACCCAAAAUCUCCUGCGAAGCAGCAGCAAGAAGAGCAUCGACAGAUCAAGAGCUCACCUUCUCUUCUGACAACACCAACUACAACAAAGGCAACGGAGUCUGGUCAGCGGCGGGUGUCAUCACCAUCUGCACCCAUUCAUAAGCUGCGUCCGGUCAAUGUACCGCCGGACUCCUCGCGCUAUAAUGCUCCAACGAUCAGUGCCCUGGUUAGGGGACUGCAUCAGACGGGCACCAGUGACAUACAUACCCUGCAUUUGCCUUUGUUUCACACCGACGACGAGGAGGAGGACGAGGAAGACGUGACGUUGGAACGGGAUAAAGCUGACAAAUCUCAGCUCAGCGAAGAAACAAAGGUUAUUACCCAUCGAUCUUCGUUGCUAAAUUUCCAUCUACACCACUUGCAUUCACCGUUGUCGAAACAUCAUCCCGUAUCGGAAGUAUCGCCGCACUCAUCCCUGCCGCGUCUCAUCGUUCAAAUUGAUCCUGCCAUCGACAACAACAACUGUGACAACGGUCAGAAGCUACACGAUUCGGAUAUACCCACAAGUCCUGGACGGCGUUUCAGUCAAUUCAAUUUCCAUUUGAGAAGAUUUUCACACGCCCAUAAUGCCACGAACCUCAAUCGCUUUGGAGAUUCUAUGGGUUCGUUGGGACAUAGAGCACUUCUGCAAUAUGUGGACGCCAAUGAUAUAUCCGGUUUGCGUUCCAUCUUAGAUAGCCGUCAUCUAACGGUCGAUGAUCGCGAUGAAAAUGGUGCCACACUGUUGAUGAUUGUAUCGACGCGGGGUCUAACGGCAUUUGUGCGGGAGCUUUUGGCUCGAGGUGCUGAUGUUCAGGCCGAAGACAAUGAUAACUGGACAGCGCUGUUGUGUGCCUCAAAGGCAGGACAUUUUGAGAUAGCCCAGCUGUUGUUGGAUCAUGGAGCCGAUUUGGAACAUCGAGAAAUGGGCGGUUGGACGUCACUGAUGUGGGCAGCCUAUCGUGGCCACACGGAACUGGUGCGCUUCUACUUGGAAAAGGGUGCCGAUGUCAAUGUCCAUGGUAACUACCAUUUGGGCCCUCUACUGUGGGCCGCUGGUCGUGGUUUCAAGGACAUCGUUGAAAUGCUGGUGACACGUGGCGCCAAGGUAAAUGUGGGCGAUAAAUAUGGCACCACUGCCCUGGUGUGGGCCUGUCGCAAAGGCAAUGUAGAAAUUGUCGAUACUCUGCUGAAAGCCGGUGCUAAUGUCGAUACAGCUGGUAUGUAUUCAUGGACACCCCUGCUGGUGGCCGCCUCAGGUGGCCACACGGACUGUGUAACCUCCGUUUUGGAAAAGAAACCCAAUGUCAAUGCCUUGGAUAAGGAUGGCAUGACCGCCCUGGCCAUUGCCGCCAGAGAAGGUUACCAGGAUAUUGCAGCGGCUCUAAUUGCCGCCGGGGCCUAUAUUAACAUACAAGAUCGUGCUGGUGACACACCCCUCAUACAUGCCGUCAAGGGCGGCCAUCGCAGUGUGGUCGAGUCUUUGCUGAAAAAACAUGCCGAUGUCGAUAUCCAGGGUAAGGAUCGCAAAACCGCCAUUUACACCGCGGUGGAAAAGGGUCACAAUCAAAUUGUCAAAAUCCUCUUGCACACAAAUCCUGAUCUGGAAGCUGCGACCAAAGAUGGCGAUACGGCCCUGCUGAGGGCUGUGCGCAAUCGCAACUUGGAAAUAGUACAAAUGUUAUUAGAUCGUAAGGCGAAAGUGGGUGCUAGCGAUAAGCGUGGUGAUACCUGUCUGCACAUAGCAAUGCGUGCCCGUUCCAAGGCCAUUGUGGAGGCAUUGCUAAGGAACCCCAAGAACAGUCAGUUGCUGUACCGGGCCAACAAGUCUGGAGAGACGCCCUACGCCAUUGAUACCGCCCAUCAGAAGACAAUAUUGGGUCAGGUGUUCGGUUCCAGGCGUUUGAAUACCAACGAAGACUCGGAGGGCAUGUUGGGAUAUGAAUUGUACUCCUCGGCCUUGGCUGAUGUGUUAAGCGAGCCGACGUUGACAACACCUAUUACUGUGGGUCUCUAUGCCAAAUGGGGUAGCGGAAAAUCGUUCCUACUCACCAAACUUAGAGAAGAAAUGACAAAUUUUGCCCGCCAAUGGGCGGAACCUCCGAUACGAACAGCUGGUCUGCUAUUCCUAGUGUGUUUCCAUUUAGCCCUUAUACUCGGCACAAUUGUGGGCUUGUGCACCUGGUCCUUUACCUGGGGUCCUGUGGCCGGUGUCUGCUUCCUGGCCUUCACAUAUAUCCUGCUUGCCAUUAUACGCUACUGUAACUACCAAAUGGACAUGUACUGGGCCUAUUCCAUUGAUCAUGGAAUACAGAAACGUAUUGGACGUCUAAGACUGAUCUUUCAAGUGGCCUUCUGUCAUCCACCCGGUGCCCAGGCGGAUAGCCAGGCAAAACCGGUGCGUUUUCAUUUUGCCGAGGCCAGCAGUGCUUCGCCCACGGGCGAAGGAGCUGUGGCCCAUAUGUUGGCCUCUUUGUUCGAGGCCAUCGAGCAACACUACGGCUGGCUAUCAACCCGCUUAUAUAGAGCUUUUCGUCCCAAACCCCUGAAAGUUACAUCUGGUUGGCGCUGGCGUCGUAUGUGCUGUCUGCCCAUUGUGGUAAUCUUUGAAUUGGGUCUGCUAACCCUGAUAGCAGGUGUCUCCCUGGUUGUGGCCUACUUUGCCCAUGGUACCAGUGUGGAUAGUGACAAUGUUCUCAUGUCAAUUUAUGUCAUCUGUGCCAUUCUUAUUACCAUCAUCUGUACAAAUCUUCAUGUGUUAGCCAAGGCAUUUGGAGCCCUCUUCACCUCACAGGGACGUCAUCUGAAACGUACAAUACGUUCAAGUGAAGGAGCUCCCCUCACCGCCUUGGGUGCAGAGGUGGCGCUGAUGACAGAUAUGAUAAAAUGCCUGGAUGCUUUUACCAAUCAACAAAGUCGCCUGGUGGGUGUUGUGGAUGCCUUAGAUUCCUGUGAUACCGAGAGAAUCCUGUCCGUUCUGAAUGCCAUACAAACCCUGCUGUCUUCGCCGAAUCGUCCAUUUGUCAUGCUAAUUGCUGUGGAUCCCCAUGUAAUUGCCAAGGCGGCAGAGGCUAAUAGUCGGCGUCUUUUUACCGAGGGUGGUAUUGGUGGUCAUGAUUUCCUAAGGAAUUUGGUUCAUCUUCCUGUGUAUUUGCAAAAUUCCGGUCUACGUAAAGUCCAAAGGGCUCAAAUGACAGCGUUGCUGUUUAAACGCAACUAUGGCGAAUUACAAUCGGAUGAUGCUCCGACAUUGGGUCACUCCGUGUCGGCUAGACGUCUCUCGAAUGCCUCGGAAAUUAUGUCGAGUCAAGAGAAAUUGCGUGGUCCCUUGGGAGGUGGACGUGGUGCAGCGUCGGGUAAAAAGUCCCUGCGCCUGUCCGAAUCUGUGGCCAGUUCAAUUGGUUCGAAUUUACAUCGUUUGGGUCAGAAUCCUCAAGGUGUCUUGGAUAUGUCGAGGAUCAUGUUGACCGAUGACUACUUUAGUGAUGUCAAUCCACGAAGUAUGAGACGCCUGAUGAAUGUCAUCUAUAUCACAGUCCGUUUACUAAAGGCAUUCCAAAUUGACUUUAGCUGGUAUCGUCUAAGUUCUUGGAUUAAUCUAACCGAACAAUGGCCGCUAAGAGCCAGUAUGAUUGUACUGCAUCAUGACCAGUUUAUGGAAUCAUUUGAUGACAGUGUUCCUCUGCAAGCGGUCUAUGAGAAGGUCCGCCCGAAAUUGGCUUGUUUACGCGAAGCCGCUCCCCUCUUGGAAUUGGACCGGGAUGAACGCAAAUUAGACGCCUUCCUGCAGUUGCAUAAAUCCGAUUUAUUGGUUGCCGAUUUACGUAUCUUCCUUCCCUUUACCAUUAAUUUAGAUCCCUAUCUAAGAAAGGUGCUUAAGGAGGAUCAACAAUCCAUUGAAGAUGAAGGCUCAGUGGUCUUACAAAAUCGUCCUAGUGUUCAACAUCCACCACGUAUGCCACCCACACCAACCACAUAUAUGCCUUCACCAAUGGGACCAUACCCGCCAUAUCAGCUGCUGCAAAAUGAAUAUUCAGCAGUGCAGGAAUUGCGUCAACGAAAUUUCAGUUCCGGCAGUGAACCACCCAUGACACCGCUAUUGAAUUCGCCAGUCGAAUCGUUUGGGGAUGAUAUUUUACAAACGAAACUCUCCGACCUAACCGUUGAGGGUGUUAUUAGUUUAAUAGAACGUGUUGAAGAUUUGAAACCUGCUUUAGCGAAAUUAUCACCCAUCCUACGGGAGAAUGCCAUUAAUGGACGUGUGCUGAAAUAUUGUGAACUUAACGAUUUGAAAAAGGAACUCAAUCUAAGUUUUGGACACUGGGAACUAUUCCGUUUACUGAUCACCACGAUGCGUGACUGUGAGAAGAUGCAGCGUAAAUUUAAAACUACUCCCGCAUUAACGGAAAUUGCCGCCAAUCCUGCACCAAUAUCAAAAGACACACACGAUUCUCAUGCGAUGGUGGUGGUGCCGACUCAACCCCAUUCAAGGAAAAAUUCCACGACAUCACAUAUGGAGAAACAGUCUAAAGUCCAUGAAUACGAUUAUCUACAGGUCACUCUCGAGGAGCAAAUGAUUUGCGGUGCUUUACAGACAUUGAAUGAAGACGCCUUUGAAGAUGUGGCCAGCAGUGAAAGACCAAGUCCAUCGGGCAUGCCAACAGGUGAGAUGAUUGCUGCAGCCGCACAACUGCAUUUAGCACCCAUUCGAGAAUCAUCGGAAUUCGGUUCGCCAUCCGAUGAACAAAAAUUGAAUAACAAUUUAAUACCAUACAACAACAACAAUUUUAAUAAUAACAAUUACAAUCCGAACAAUACGAAUACGCCCACCAAUACACAACAACAACAACAACAACAAGCAAUGCAGCAACAGCAACAAUAUCAUAAUCCUCAUCAACAAAUGCAACAGCACAAACUGACAACUGGCGACUACAAUCGCAGUGCCAGUUCACAUUCAUUACAUAGCUUGUCGGGUGGCAUGCAAAUACUGGGUAAUGGUAUCAUAAGCAAUGCAAGUAGUGGAUCAGGUGGUGGUCUAGGUUCAAUUGGUGGUGGUGGUGGUAACAAUCUAAUUUUGAGUUCCAACAAUCUUGCCAGUCGCCAUCCUUCGGUUAGUGAUGAUGUACUCGUUGGGGGCUCCCUGACCCCACAAUUACGCUCACCCUCAAUUACGAGUGGCAUACCCACUGUUGUCGUUAUACCCAAUGAAAAUGGUGGCGACAGUGUCACUCAUCAUUUAGUCGAUGAUACCAAAUUAUAGAAUUUAAAUUGGCUGGGCAAGGGUUGGUUUCAGUUAUGAUAAAGAACUUCAAAAUAUUGUGUUUUUUGUACUCCAUAUUUUGAUUUACGCAGAAAUGUAAAUAUCCUUUGAUAAUAUACAAACAUAUCUUAUACAGAAAAAGUCAAAUAAGAAGAAGAAGCCGAUAUAAUAUCAAAACUAUUUUUAUUAAAGCAAUUCAAGAAAACCAAAAAAAAUAAAAAAAAAAACAAAAAAUAUUUGUAGGUGAAAAAAUGCAAUUAUAAAAUUAAACGACUAUAAUAGCCAUUAAUGAAAGAGAUAUAAGUAAUUUAUCGAAAGUCUUAACUCAAUACUGGGCGAUUUUAUUUACACUACUAUACAAUGCUAUAUUUUCAAAUAAUCUUAAUACAUACAAAUUGUAAUGUAAAAUAGUUAUAAAGUAGUAAAUUUGAAUAGCCGAACAAAUACAGGUACAACAGAUAUGUAUUAAAAUUCUAGAGUAACAAUUACCACAAUUUCAAUUUUGGUUCAAAGGAAUGAAAAUCAAUUUUUGAUUGUCGUUGUUAUUUCUUCAAAAUUCCUCAAAUGUUAAAAGUACACAUUGUUGUAAAUAUAUAAUAUACUUCUAUUCGAAGAAUUUUUUAUAAUUUUUCGCUUUUAAAAAUUUUUUCCUAACCAACUUAUCCAUGAGAGCCAUUGAAAAGCAGAAUGUUGAUUUUUUUAUUACCUUCCCCUUACCUAGGGAUAGUAAAUACAUGAAGCCACUAUAUUCUCUUUUACUGGGUGAUGCUAGAAUCUUGGAUUAUUAAAUUGUUGAAUUUAUGAUAUAAUGAAAUUUCAAACUCACUGCUAUUAUUUGCCAACAUAAUGACACCAAUCGAACUGUCGAUGCCAAAUGCAAGUAACCGACUAAACUAUUAAACAAGUGGAACAUAUUUGUGUGGGCUUUAAGAAACGAAAGAAAUCAUUAGGUAUCUACAAGAACGGGAAUGAAAGUCAAGCGGUCGACUAUUUGACUCCCUACAAAACAAUGUCUUUGGAACUGCACGGUUAGACCCAAGAUGGUUUUUUUCAAGAAAUUGGUGAAACAAAAAAUUCUUGCUUCAGGGCCUGAAUGCUAUGGACUCAAAUGGUGUUAAUUAGAUCCUCAUUUUAAAGAUACUACAUUUUUUUUAAACCUUUGCAUAAGUCUUGCCUUAGAAACGGAACGUUUUUAAUUUUUGUAGCUUUUUUCAUCAACUAAUUUUUAAGGAUUUUUCAUUUUUAUAUCCUCCACUGUAGAAUGGAGGGUAUAUUAAGUUUGUCAUUUCGUUUAUAAAACCUCGAAAUAUACAUUUUUAGACCCCACAAAUCAUAUACAGGGUGAAAUAAAAAAACUGCAACAAAGUCAAACGCCAUAAUAUUUAAUUUUUUAAACUUUUUUUGAAUGAAAGCAAAAAAUUUCGAAACAGCAUCAAAUUUUAGAUCAAGUUUAGAUUUGUUCGAAUUGGUCACCUUCGGGAGAAAUUAUGCCCUUCAAACUACCAAUGAAACCUAAUGUUGCUCUACGAUAUUUUGGCCCGUUCCUGGCGAACGCACAUUUUUUUCACGGGUUUGUCUAAAAAUUGGUAUUUUUUAGUAAUAAUGGGUUCUAGCUCCGGUGGCGAAACAUUGCAUGUAUAGGUCCACGAUUUGGUAUAGCCCUCAUACAACGGUACCUCCGAUAUUAGGUAUUUUGAUGGUUUUUUGUCACAUUUUUUCACUGAUUUGUCUAAAAAUUGGUAUUUAUGGGUCCCAAUGGGUUCUAGGUCCUUUGGCGAAACAUUACAUGUAUGGUCCACGAUUUGGUAUAGCCCCAUAUAGCGGUAUCUGCCGAUAUUCGGUAUUUUGAUAAUUUUUUGCACAUUUUCCUAUGAAUGUGUCUAAAAAUUGGUAUGUAUUUGUGGAUCAUAAUGGGUUAUAAUGUUUCCUUUACCCUAAGAUGGAGGGUAUUAAAAGUUCGUCCUGGCUACUACGCUUUUCACCGUAUUUUUUUUCAAAUUUGGAAUUUCGCAGUAGGUACUGCUUUCUAUGCAGAUCCACGUCUUCGUAUAUCCACCUUUUAUCUCAAACAUGUUAUUUAGAGUUUGUGAUAGCAAAACAUGAAUUUCGGAAUUUUUAAAAUUUCAGUAGCAUUUUUCAAUGGACUUUGUAGCACUUUAAGAAAUUUUACCUAAAACAUACUAGAUUUUGGGCCCUGGGAAUUUCGUAAAAAAAUAUUCUUGAAAAAAUUCCAGAAAUCUAAGAAUGCAAAAAAAUGUUUGGACAUAGAAAAAAGUUUGAAAUGUUGGUAGAAAAACAAAACAAAAUAUAUAAAACAAAAUUUACGCUUUCAAAAAAUAAAGGGUCGUAAAAAUUAAAUUUCUAGCUGUUAAGUAGGUUUGGAAAAUGCUUUUAAAAAAAUCUACGGUUUAAAAACAUGUUGUUGAAAAUGCAAUCAGAUAUCAGAUACCUUCGAAGGUAUUGCAUUUUUGGAGAAACAAGCGUUUGAGCGUUUUGUGUCUCUAGAAAUUUGAAAUCUUAACAAUUUUAAAAGACACUUUUUUUGAGUUAAAAAAAAAUAUACAUUUUUGUCUUGGAAGAGUUUAGUUCCGAAUGAAUAGGUUGGAUUAAUUUUAAAUAAAAUCUUAAGCCUCAGUUCAAUUACCAUUCAAUAUACAGUGGGAAUUUAUUAAUCAAUUUAGUUAAUUUAUUAUAUCACACCUGCAAACACAUGCCAAAAUAAAAUUCAAUACAUCUCCAAAUGUCAUUUGUCAUAAUUACACAAUUUAUCCCCCCGAAACAUGUAUUUGAAAAAGACAAAAAAAAAAACGUUCAAUUUGUUUCUUUUAGUUUAGGCGCCAAACAAGUUUUUGUGAAUUUCUCCACACAUUGUUUUAAGAAUUACUUUGUUGUUUUUUGUCGCUUAAGGCUUUUAUUAUUGCACUGUAUUUCAUAAGAUGUUUUAAUGUUGUUCAUAUGGCUUUGAAAUAUGUUUUUCUAUUACACAACACACACACACAUAUACACACACAAUUAAAAAAAUCAAAUACUUUUCUGUUCCUUUCCACAAAAAAAAAAUAAACCAAAAC
Molecule: messenger RNA, 9672 nt
Organism: Musca domestica (house fly)
Lineage: Eukaryota; Metazoa; Arthropoda; Insecta; Diptera; Muscidae
Gene: Arms
Product: kinase D-interacting substrate of 220 kDa
Exons: 11
Coding region: 1301-6604 (1767 amino acids)
Molecular function (GO): protein binding
Source: RefSeq, a predicted model, not a curated record